Molecule: messenger RNA, 1443 nt
Organism: Pelobates fuscus (common spadefoot toad)
Lineage: Eukaryota; Metazoa; Chordata; Amphibia; Anura; Pelobatidae
Gene: ARMC7
Product: armadillo repeat containing 7
Exons: 3
Coding region: 132-731 (199 amino acids)
Source: RefSeq, a predicted model, not a curated record
CUCUCUACUGCCCUCUAGAGGUGGUUUGACUAACUACGUCAAUAGUAAAACUCACAACACCACCACCACCCGGCGAGCGUGCUGUGCGACCACGAAACGUCACAUCCGGUCGGUCUCUGAUAACCGGGGAAAUGGCCACCUCCGACCGCUUCCAGUAUCUGCAGGCACUGGUUACCGAAUUCCAGGACACGGAUAGUACAGAGGCAAAAGAGCAGGUUCUUGCAAACCUUGCCAACUUUGCAUACGAUCCACGUAACUUCUCAGACCUUAGAAAGCUGCAGGUAAUAGAUCUGUUCCUGGACAUGCUAACUGAGGAGAAUGAAACAUUUGUGGAAUUUGGAAUCGGUGGUCUUUGUAAUCUGUGCUUGGACAAAGCAAACAAGAGUCACAUUCUGUCUUCGGGUGGUUUACGCCUCGUCAUAAAUUGCUUGUCCAGCAAGCGAGAAGAGACGGCUUUAUCUGCUUUAACUACGCUCAUGUACCUGAGCACCACUGCCUCUCGUGCGGACAUUACCAGCCCCCCGGUCGUAGAAUGCAUGGUCCGAUUCUCGCUCUCUGGUAAUCGCAGGAUACGGAACCUAGCCACCGUGUUUCUAGAGGAUUACUGUAGUGAAAAGCAAGUGCAGGAGGCACGAGCCCAGAGCCAGCAUACACAUUCUGCACUUGGCAUCCCUCUCCCUGAUACCAGUCCACAUAAUUCAGGAGAAACACCAGAGCUGGAGUUAAAUUGAACAACAUGGGUGCUUGAUUCCCAAGGAAAACGUGAUCAUUAAAGCUCCAUUUAUGUAGGAGCAACACGAGACGUGAACAAGUUAAAACCUAUAUGUAAAACUUUCCAUUUAUGUUUGGGCUCUAGCAGCUUUCCCAGAGGGUAAGGGAUCCUUGUUGAAUAUAGAUGUUGUAAAAGUCUAGUCAGGUUGAGGAUGUCAUGUGGUUCUAUUGAUUUAUUUUCCCCACUGUUUACGCAGAAGGAUCAACUCUUCUGCAAUGUGUGAGAUAUGGAACUAUAAAAGGGACUGCCUAUGAUGGGAGUUUCCUAAAGUUCCUUGUGAUCAACAUGGAAAGAUAUGUACACAACCUAGAUCACUGUUUGGUGGACUCUUGUCAAGGAAUGACUACACAUUACAGCUUUGGACAUUUCUUGUGAUAUACUGGAUUAGAAUGUUUGUUCUGGUUGGCAAUUUUUUUUAUUUUUGUUUUGUUAUUGCACAUUUUUGUAGAUACACUUGUUAAUGUCGGUGUUUUGUCCGUGUAAAGCAAAUAUAGAAAAUAGUGGUAGGAAUCUGAUUAUUGGGAUCCAGUGUUUUCAGAUCAUGGGUUUAUUUCCAGAUAACCCUAUAUUCGCAUUAUUGCUGUUCUUUCAUGUCAAAGAGAUUACUUAAAGCAGCACUGUUACGCUGAACUUACUUUUAUCGUUUUCUUUAAAAGAUAAAGUAGGGACUA